UUCUCUGAGUAACAACACAACUUAUUUCCACCUGCCUCGUUCUGUUUAAAGCUAGUACUCCUCUGAAUUUCACACAUACCUUGACCUUUUGGAAAAACUACACCAUGAGUUCUGCUGUAGUCAGCUCCUGUUGUUACUGCACAGAAAACCUGGAUUACUUUUGACACGUAAAGAAAAACUGUUUAUUAUGAACUUAAGAAACCAGGAUGGCUUGGAGCUACCUAUUUGGAUUUAAAAACCUCUAAUGGAUGUCCCAGAUCUCCCCACACCUGGAAACAACGCAAAACAUGUCCAACAUGACAGUGGAGAAUGGCACUGCGCUGGACUUGAGUAACACGGCGUACGCUGUGGUGUUUGGAUCCGUGGUGGUGCUGGGUUUCCCUCUCAAUGCCGUGUCUCUGUGGAUUCUGCUAUGCUGCCACAGCCACAAAUCCCCGAGUACCAUCUUCAUGGUGCACCUGGCCAUCUCGGACCUGCUGCUCGUCAUCUCCUUACCCUUGAGGGUCUACUUCUACGCCACGGGGGACUGGACUUUUGGCAGCAUGGCUUGCAUGUGGGUCACGAUGCUCUUUCGCAACAACAUCCGCUCCAGCUCCAUCUUCAUGACCUUCAUCAGCGUGGAUCGGCUGCUGGCGGUGGUUUAUCCCUUGCGGUCGCGCCAUGUUCGGACCUCUUCCAACGCCUGGAAAGCUGUAGCGCUCGUUUGGGUGUUCGUCUUGAUGGUGAACGUCCCGGAGAGCCUGGCGUUUUCGAGAUUUUUACAAAAAGAAUCCACCUGUUUCGAAUUCAAGCAGCGCCAGUUAUCAGCUCUAUCCUACUUUCAGCCCGUGCUGGUGCUCACCAUGCUCGCAGUGAACGUGGUGUCCACUGCUCUGGUCUCUCUGACUCUCCGCAGACACCUGAAAGACUCGGCAAGGAUCUCCAACAAGGUGAACAUCAUGCUGAUUUUCGUCAUGAAUCUGAUGAUGUUCAUCGUGUUCUUCUUGCCCAUAUCGUUGGUUAUUUUCUUUGCAAAAUCGCAACACGCUUUCACUCCAUUGAUAUGCCUUGCCAGUGUGAACUGCUGCCUGGACCCUUUGUUUUAUUACUUCUCCUUUGAUGGUUUCUGGAAUAGAAAAGACGAUGUGGAUUCCUGUGGUGCGAGAGUGCAGGGCGUGAGAACAAUCGGGACCUGGCCGCAUUUGAGUGUGUGUGAGGACAAAGCCAAGAGACUGUAUUAUUGUAUACUUUACAAAUAAAAUGUUCACUUUGAAUCAAAA
Messenger RNA from Eleginops maclovinus (Patagonian blennie), 1259 nucleotides. RefSeq names its product lysophosphatidic acid receptor 5b (gene lpar5b). The record is from RefSeq and is a predicted model, not a curated record. The coding region runs from base 249 to 1238 and encodes 329 amino acids. Gene Ontology annotation, biological process: phospholipase C-activating G protein-coupled receptor signaling pathway; positive regulation of Rho protein signal transduction. The transcript has 2 exons. Gene Ontology annotation, cellular component: plasma membrane. NCBI's taxonomy places the organism in Eukaryota, Metazoa, Chordata, Actinopteri, Perciformes, Eleginopidae. Gene Ontology annotation, molecular function: lysophosphatidic acid receptor activity.